Messenger RNA from Metarhizium robertsii ARSEF 23, 1269 nucleotides. RefSeq names its product casein kinase II subunit beta-2. Gene Ontology annotation, molecular function: DNA-binding transcription factor activity, RNA polymerase II-specific; zinc ion binding. The transcript has 4 exons. The record is from RefSeq and is a predicted model, not a curated record. Gene Ontology annotation, biological process: regulation of DNA-templated transcription. Bases 1 to 1269 code for a protein of 422 amino acids. NCBI's taxonomy places the organism in Eukaryota, Fungi, Ascomycota, Sordariomycetes, Hypocreales, Clavicipitaceae.
AUGGCGAAUUUCCCGCUUGCACUGGCUCCUGGAGCGUGCCUGAGCUGCCGGCAGCAAAAGCAGCGCUGUGAUAGGGUCAUCCCCAACUGUUCUCGCUGCGUGGCGAGAGUUGUCAAGUGUACAUACCCAGCGAGAGAUCAAGCUGCUUUGCGCCAAAUUGCGUCCGUCUCCCAAUUUGCGGCGGCUACAUUGGUUAUCUUGCGCGGCCUUUGCCCGCUGGACGUGUCCCCUACUGGCGAGCGCGCCUUGCUCUGGGCGGCGUGCGCGAGGCAGAGUACCUUUGUUGAUGAUGGAGACGCUCCGCAGGCAUCCUUGUCUUGCAUCAUCAAUGACAUUUUCGAUUCAGCCGGCGUUCACGUCGUGGGCACCGUAAGAAGCUACUUCGACAUUGCCCAUCACUGGCUGCCAAUUCUGGACAGGGACAAUGUCCUCGCCAGCACGGAGAAUUUCGUUGCCCAAAAGGCGGUUUCGGCGGUCGAAGACGAUGCUUUUGCUCUCAUGAUAGUUUGCAUGUAUCUCUUCAUCACCCCGCCAUGUCAACACGCAAAUCACCCAGUACGACAUACCUUGUAUCGGACCGUCAAAAGCCUCUUUUCCAUUCUGCAAGCCUCCUCAGACACCGCCGCACAAGUCCUUCUCAUGCAGUCUGGUAUAAUACUCGCAACUCAUGAGAUUGGCCAUGGCAUGAGCAAGGAUGCCUACGAGACAUUGAUCGCUUGCCGGAGCCUCCUUCAGCGCAUCAACCUGCAUAAUCACAUAACCAACUUUGCCGGCCAAACAGGCCGACACGUCUCCCUUCACCGCUUGCAGCUAGAUUUAUGCCUUAGUGCCAUCAUUCUUCUCGAUAUGACCGUCGUGCUAUCAACUAUUGACCAUGACUUGCCGCAACUCGUCCACCCAAGCCAAGUACCGCAAGACUCUCUACUUCACAGAGCCUCAAAUGAGGACAUCUACGGCGAAGAUGCCGUCCGUAAUCUAUUCGCCCGCGCACAACACGCCCUUCGCCUCGGCGACAUGUCCAGGUCCAUAGGCUCCUCGACCGACUUGGCACAAUGCGAGGCCAUCGAAAAGACGAUAUACGGCCAAAUUGGCAGCUACAUAUCCAAAACCCAAGGAGGACGGUUUCCCCUCUGCGAAACCGUCGCCAUGUCGCUCAGUACAUUGAUGGUUCUGUACCGGAAAACAAACUACCUCACGUCAGCCGUGGGCGAUGCAAAGUCCAACAUGGCGGCCACCUGCGCGUCGUUGAACCUACGGGGUUCUUGCUGA